AAACAAAACAGCGACAGACAAAAUGGUGCACAACUCCUUGAACCCCCUCACAGAGACCAUGCCCAUGACCAUGUCUACAUCACCCUCCCAAUGUCCAUUCAGGGAGUACGAGAAGAUCAUCUCGAAGAACCCCAUCCUAACGCCCACCGGCUGCACGGAACAAUUCUGUCAAGCGGGCCGCAUGAACCACACCGACGAGCCGAAAAUCGGCGAGAACCGACCCCUCGAGACGGUGCGGGACGAGGCGUCGGGGUUCCUGUGGCAGCUGUGGCAGGACGGUAUCUACACGGAGCACGAAUACAAUGAGCGACGGACACAGGUGAUGGACGAGAUCGAGCGAUCGGCCAAGGAGAAGAUCGUCUGGAGCCGGGAGGUCAAGAGAGUCAGCAAGACGUCGACGUGGACGCAGACCCCCGAGGAACUCCGGUAUGGGCUGCGGCUGGCGUGGAGGAAUUCCCGGAAGUGCAUCAUGCGAUCGCGCUAUCAGGAGCUGGAGUUGUGUGAUCUGAGGCGUGUGAAUACGAGCGUUGGCAUGGCUACGGCGAUUCUGGAGGAGGUGACCAAGUCGUUCAAUAAUGGUCAAAUAACGCCCACGGUGUUCGUCUUCCCCCCGAAAUCUGUGGAUGGCAAUGGGCCCAUGUUUUGGAAUAAGCAAGUGCUGAAUUUUGCUGCCUAUGAACUGGACAAUGGCUCAGUACUGGGCGAUCCAAGUAAUGUCCAAUUGACCAAAGACAUCAUCGACCUGGGCUGGACGCCACCAACCCCCAAGGGUCGAUGGGAUCUACUCCCGAUUGUUGCGAUGGCAGAAAACGACGCACCGGCUUUGGUAGAGAUACCCGACAAUCUGCGUCGAUUAAUCGACAUCGAACAUCCGGACUACCCCGGCAUUGGGAAACUGGAUCUGAAGUGGUACCAGUUUCCGGCCUUGAGUAGGCUGGGAUUUGAUAUCGGAGGUGUUCAGUACACGGCUGCGCCCUUUCUCGGAUGGUACAUGGAUGCAGAGAUCGGGGUGCGGAACCUCGCGGAUACGUUUCGCUUCGACUCGCUGCCAGACGUGGCCAAGGCUGUUGGUUUCAGCAUCGAUUCAUAUCGUCAAAGACAGGAAUACUCGGAAAUCAGAGAAAUGGGGGAUCUGCCCGACUAUGAACAGCUGCGGUGGCUGAGCCGGGCCCAGGCAGAACUUAACUACGCAGUGCGGUGGUCCUUCCUCAAGAAGGGCGUCACUUGUGUAGGCACUCUCGCGGCCUCGUCCGACUGGUGUCAGUAUGAUGAUGAUCAUGCCGAGAAGAACGGCUACCGCCUCAAUUCCGACCCAUACUGGCUGUCGCCUCCCCAGGGCUCAAUCGUGCCUGUGUGGCACCGAGGUGGCGCACCAAACUACCAGCCCAAACCGAUGAUAUGUCGGAAUCGCUAUGACCCUGUCAAGUCCUGGCAGCGUCAGAAGAGCGCCACUGAGGCAUACCCCGUUCGCCUUGUGAGAAAGGAGGGAAGCUGGGUCACCGAGGUCUUGAGCCCCUUCACAUCCAACCCGUCAGAGCGAAAUGGCAGUACGGCCACAGAAGCCGUGUCGGAAGCGAAACUCAACACCGUGCGCAUCUGCUACUGCAGCAAAGGCACAACUGCCCGCAUCCUCGCCGAUAAACUGCACAACAGCGUGAAGAAAUGCGCCAAAACAUUCCGUGUCGCGUUCAGCUCCCUGAAUGCCCUGGACCUUCACAAAGUCGAUCCAUCAGAUGUCAUCCUCGUGGUCGCGUCCACAACGGGCAGUGGCACGUUCCCCACCAACGGAGACGAGUUUGCGAAAUCGACGCGCCACCUGCUCAAGACACUUACCACCGACUUCUCGCAGCUCCGCGUGUCGGUCUUCGGCGUAGGCGACAGCGCCUAUCCGAAUUUCAACGCUGCCGCGAUCGACGUGUACAAUUUCUUCAGCAAACUGGGCGUCUCCCCCAUCGCGGGAGGUCUAGUCAAGGCCGAUGUGGCAUCCGAGGCACUGCCAUUACGGCUGUUCCAUCGGUGGUUGGACGUGGUCGAGUCUUCCCUGACGGGGGGUAUCGAUGAGUUGACCGAGAACCCCGAGGACGAGUUGAUCGCGCAGGGCGAGAUGCUCCGCAAAUUCAACAGCGCCACACUUGUAUCCAAGUCGUCGCCCUCCGGGGAGGAAGACGGGCUCAUCCUCAUGGCCCUCGACGGUAUCGAACACGCAGAGAUGACACACCUGCGACUCCUACCCACCAAUUCUCCAUCGCAGGUAUCCCGGGCGCUCGCCGCCCUGGGAAUCGACAAUCCGCACCAACAAAUGCCUUUCUCCGACAGGAAACUGCAACAAUGGACUUACCAAGACUUCUUCCUCUACCUUGUGGACCUGGAAGACCGCUUUAAGACCCAAAGCUGGACCACCCAGCCGCGGAAAUACAACGAACCCGUCCUUGAAACCCUCGAGCGACUCAUCAAUCCAUCCCAACUCACCGAUCCCCUCCGCCUCUCAAUCUGCCUCGAUAUCCCUCUCCUCCGACCCCGCGCCUUCUCUGUCGCAUCCUCCACCCACUACCUCGGCGACAAGAAAGUCGAGCUGUUGAUCAAACCCCACCGCCAGGGCCGAUUCAGCGAGACAUACCUAUCCACCCUCUCCCCCGACGCACUCGUCAAGUAUUGUCUGGUUCCCACCUCCCCGGCCUCGGACCUCCCCGUCGUACAGAAACCUCUCAUCGCCAUCACCACCGGGUCUGGUUUCGCCCCUGUCCGCAGUCUCCUCCAGCAGCGCAUCCAUAUCGCCCAAGCGUCCGAAGGACGAAACACAUGUCCGUUCCGACCCAGCCCCAUCAGCUUAUUUGCCGGGUUCCGGCGCGUCGACGAGGACAUCAUCCGCUCGACGGCGUCUCUGGCGGAGGAACAUGGCGUGGUGGAUCUGUCGUGCCUCGUGCCGAGUAACAGGGAGAAAAAGAGAGUUCAGGAUUUCCUCUGGGACAGGCGGGAUGAGGUUCGGGCGAAGUUGGUGGACCAGGGGGGUUACGUGUAUGUUUGUGGAAGUGCGGUGAUGGUGGAGGGUGUUCGGGGGAAACUCGGUGAGAUGUUGGGUGCGGAUGUAGCGCUCAGUCUGGGGGAUCGGUACGUGGAGGAGGUUUUCUGAUGUCUGUCUGGUAGAUGUCAGAUUGAGUUUGGGGGUGUUAAGCUUAGAGAAACCGUGUUUCUGGUAUGACUAUGUAAAUGUGAAUGUGAAUGUGAAUAUGAAUACGAU
Aspergillus heteromorphus CBS 117.55 is the source of this 3238-nucleotide messenger RNA. RefSeq names its product putative nitric oxide synthase. NCBI's taxonomy places the organism in Eukaryota, Fungi, Ascomycota, Eurotiomycetes, Eurotiales, Aspergillaceae. The record is from RefSeq and is a predicted model, not a curated record. Gene Ontology annotation, biological process: nitric oxide biosynthetic process. Gene Ontology annotation, molecular function: nitric-oxide synthase activity; FMN binding. The coding region runs from base 23 to 3130 and encodes 1035 amino acids. The transcript has 5 exons.